UUCUGGUUUAAAGACAUUGUCAAUGUGAUUAUUAUUUUGGGUGUAAAAUGAUGAAGGUUGUUGUUUGUUCAAUUACCAUAGGUUUUUCGUUUGUUUGCACAGAAAUGAUAACUUAUCACCUGUCUAGAAAUCCGCAGUAUGAUGAAAAACAAACUCAUCCGACAAACAUUUUGACAAUAUCAAAAUUCAGGAGUUUAUUGCAUUGUGCAACAUUUUGUAGAAGUAAAGAUAAUUGCAGAUCUCUACUGUACAAUGCAGAUAAUUUGUUUUGUGAACUGCUUUCGGUACAUUUAGCUUCUGAAAAUAUUUUGGGUGAGCAAGGCUCGAGGGGAUGGAAAUAUUACGAACUGAAUAACGAUUCUUCUUUAUGGCACAGUUUUCAGGGUCAUAUGUACAUGCUGGAUGACAGAAAGCGAGAUUUCACAUUUUCGAAGGAAUUCUGCGAAUCUUUGUCGACAGGAUCAUACAUUACCGAAGUAGACUCACAAGCUGAAAAUGACUGGCUUGCUGAAUUUGCUGCAUCCUAUCAGAGUGUGGUUACGGAGUUCUGGUUAAAUGGGCAUGACAUGGAUAAUUCGGGUAGAAUCACGUGGCUGAACGAUGGAGGAACAGCAAACUACACCAACUGGGGGAUCGAUCAACCAUCAGCAGCAGGAGAACUGUGUAUAGCAAUGUCAACAGCGGCGUCAGGAACCUGGAAUGAUGUACUUUGUACUACGUCGAGACCAGUCAUCUGUGAACGAAAUGCUUAGUACUACAUGUACUCAAGUUUUACAUCUGACUUAUAUAUCGCUGGGAGAACGCUGUUGUGUAAUACUUUAAUAUCUUGCAUUGUUAGUCAAUAUGCGGGUAUGUAUCCCAGCUAAUUUGGUUCUGUUAUUUUGAGGACUUGCAUUUUGUCGUCAUUCUAAAUAAAUGACAAGCUUUUACA
Ostrea edulis (European flat oyster) is the source of this 931-nucleotide messenger RNA. Its product is annotated as perlucin-like protein. Lineage: Eukaryota; Metazoa; Mollusca; Bivalvia; Ostreida; Ostreidae. Bases 48 to 752 code for a protein of 234 amino acids. The record is from RefSeq and is a predicted model, not a curated record. The transcript is spliced from 4 exons. Gene Ontology annotation, molecular function: signaling receptor activity.